Anopheles aquasalis is the source of this 822-nucleotide messenger RNA. RefSeq lists its product as uncharacterized. NCBI's taxonomy places the organism in Eukaryota, Metazoa, Arthropoda, Insecta, Diptera, Culicidae. The record is from RefSeq and is a predicted model, not a curated record. Gene Ontology annotation, cellular component: extracellular matrix.
AUGUUUCAACAACACCGAGAAGCCUGCAUCCUUUCAUGUUUUUCCGUUCGUUUCGUUUGUCAGUUUGUGUCCGCCAUCGCCAUACUGGCUGCGACGGCCGUCCAGUCGGCUCCGGUCGAACCGGCCCACUACGCGUUCGUCACGAAGCAUCACCAUGUGCCGGAACCGCACCAUCACGUCUUCGAACAGGUGCACCACCAGCAGCAGCAGCAGCAGCUGCUGCAUGUGGUACCGGCGGUGACGGCUCACUAUCCGGUGGAGUUGCUGGAAGAUCAGCACUACUACCAGCACCAGGAGCCACAGAUUGUGCUGGCGAACGACAAGUACAUUGGGGAGGCUCACGAGCACCAUCAUCAUGAGGCACCGGCCACUAGCUACAGCGACAGCAACGAUUACAGCAGCCUGUACGGUGGUAAGCAGGUGUCGCACCUGUACGACAACUACCAGUACGGCCAGUACGAUGCCGGUUACGCCAAGAAGUACGACGAGUACAACGCUUACCCCAAGUACAGCUUCGAGUACGGUGUCGAUGAUCCGCACACCGGUGACCACAAGAAGCAGUGGGAGUUCCGUGAUGGUGACGUUGUGAAGGGUGGAUACAUGCUGAAGGAAGCCGAUGGUACAACGCGCGUCGUCGAAUACACCUCGGACGAUCACAAUGGAUUCAACGCGGUCGUCAAGAAGUUUGGCCAUGCUCACCACCCAGAACCGAAGCAGCACAACGCGUACGGGUACAUCGGUAACUACGCCGGUGCUUACGCCACCGGAGAUCACUACAGCAAGGGAGCUACCAGCUACGCGAAGGUCUGGAAGCAGCACUAG